GAAACAUCGUCUAGUUCACAAUGCCGUGCCAUAUUGUCCGAAAUCGCUCGUAACAAAGAAUGCAGUUUCAGAUCAGCAGGUGCCUAAUUCAAGUGACACUCCAUUCUCAAGUGCUAUGGAUUAUCAUUUAAUAUCUCCAGUUCCUGUUCAAGGACCAAGUAACCGACAAACACCAGUAGCCUGUAGCACACCAAAGUCGCAUUUUUCAGCGAGAAAAUAUACGCCCAGAAAAUCAGUAUUGGCAAAUACUGUUAAAAAAUAUCGGGACUUGGCAAGGCGACUAAAAUUAAAAGUGGCAUCUUCAGAGAGAAAAUCUACAGCUCAUUCUUUUGAAAAAACACUAUUUAGUCAAGGGGUUAGCAAAAAAUGUUCAUUCAUUCAGCGGCAGGUAAUAUUGAACACUCAAAAAACAAAAGGCAGGCGUUUUACGCAGUCUGACAAAAUUGAUGCCUAUCGCAUCUACAGUAAAAGUAGAGCAGCAUAUCGUGUUUUAAAAGAAUUUCUUCAGCUACCAGAUGAACGAACUCUUCAGCGUUUUGUGUCAUCGAAGCUCUCAUACACAGGGAUUAGUGCAGAUGUUAUAUUUGCAUUGAAACAAGUUCUGCAAAAUAAGGAGAAACAUGAAAAAAUGUUUGCCUUAAUCUUUGACGAAAUAUCAUUGAAACCUUCUCUAGUGUAUGACCGACAAAAAGAUCAUGUAAUUGGAUUUGAGGACUUUGGUGGUUUACGAAGCGAUUCAUUUGCCAAUCAUGCACUGGUACUAAUGCUGAGAAGUUUGACUAGCAAGAAAAAGGUACCACUUGGUUUUUACUUCUCAAGCCAUGCCAUGAAUGCAGAACGACUUCGAGAUAUAGUAAUGGAGGCAUUGUCAAAAUUGUCUUCUGCUAAUGCUACAGUUAAGGCUCUGGUUUGUGACCAGAGUGGAAGUAAUUGUAGAUUGUUUGGUCUCCUAGGAACAGAAUCUACAAAGCCAUUCUUCUAUUUUAAUGGGCAGAAGGUUUUUUGUUUGUUCGAUCCACCACACCUUUUAAAAAAUUUACGACGUAGCCUUAUGAAAUAUGACCUCCAAACUAAUAAAGGACUUGUGUCAUUCAAGCACAUUCGAGAUUUUUACACAGUGGAUCAAACACUUCUUGUUCGCUGUGCACCAAAAAUUACCGAUGCACACAUAUACGUGGCUGGCAUGAAUUCCAUGAAAGUUGCGCUUGCUGCGCAAGUUUUUAGCCACACAGUAGCAGCAGGAAUGAAUAUGUGUGUCCUAUCUGGACUAAUAGAAGCAAGUGCUGCUCCAACGGUAGAAUUUAUACAAGAGAUAGACAAUUUGUUCGAUUCUAUGAAUGGAAUUCGAAAAAAUCCCUUAAGGGGAAAACAAUUACAUUGUGCUGUAACAGAAGGUUCUGAACAUGUUAAAUUUUGGACAAACAUGCUGUCAUUCAUUGACUCAUGGGUUUUUUCUGAAACCACUUGCACAAAAUCAAGAAGGUCCUAGAAGGCAUGUCGCAGGAUGCGGUAGUAGAAAAGGUUGGACCCAGACAAUAACAGCCAUGUUGCAGCUUUCGGAAGAGAUGCUGAAAGAACGCGAAUUCUUUAUGACAAAGAGAUGCAACCAAGAUUGCCUUGAAAACUUUUUUAGUCGUAUCCGAGGAAGUGGUGGAAACCGUACAAAUCCAUCGGCUUACGAGUUUUCAUCAGUAUUCAAGAUUGCAUCACUAAAUUCAUUCCGAUGUAAAAGUAAAUUCUCCAACUGUGAACCAGAUGGGGAUCAAUUUAUGUUUUUUAUUUUGGCUCCUGUACCUCCAUCUACAAGUAUAGAAAGUAAAGGAGAUGCAGAGGAGGAGGAUGAACAAAAUAGUAGAA
Stegodyphus dumicola is the source of this 1857-nucleotide messenger RNA. RefSeq lists its product as uncharacterized. Lineage: Eukaryota; Metazoa; Arthropoda; Arachnida; Araneae; Eresidae. The record is from RefSeq and is a predicted model, not a curated record.